Spathaspora passalidarum NRRL Y-27907 is the source of this 882-nucleotide messenger RNA. RefSeq names its product translin. The coding region runs from base 20 to 772 and encodes 250 amino acids. Gene Ontology annotation, cellular component: cytoplasm; nucleus. NCBI's taxonomy places the organism in Eukaryota, Fungi, Ascomycota, Pichiomycetes, Serinales, Debaryomycetaceae. The record is from RefSeq and is a predicted model, not a curated record. Gene Ontology annotation, molecular function: sequence-specific DNA binding; single-stranded DNA binding; RNA binding. Gene Ontology annotation, biological process: RNA metabolic process. The transcript has 2 exons.
CAUUUAACAGUAACUUACCAUGUCACAAUUUGAGAACUUUUUCAGUAAGAUUCAGGAUGAGAUAGAGAAAGAUUUACAACAAAAAUCUGCGUUGCAAGAAUUAGAACACCAGUUGGAUCUAAAAUUAAUUCCACACAAGAAUUUUAUUAAUGAACUUAGUGCGUUAAAUCCACAAGAUCUAAUCACCAUUCCUACACUCACAAGCCCAGAAAUCCCAAUUCCGGAGAUUCUUGAUGAAUUCACCACGUCAUUAGGGAAAUUAGAUUGUAAAGCAGUCCAAAAGGAACGACUUUUAAACAAAUCAAUAGAAGAGUGCGCAGUACUUAUACUCGCUUAUCGCUAUUACCGUCUGAUUGGAGAAUGUUUCAACACGGAUGGUGAGACAGUAAAAGUUCCGAUGGUUCUGAACUCACAUUUGGUAGGUACAAUUGGUACUCCACGUGAGCUCUCACAUCUCUUAAAUUUAGAGAAAAUAGAUUACCAGGUUUAUUUAUUGGCAUUAUUAAGAGUAGUAGAUACCAUUGUUGAUUAUACUAGUAGUACUGUUAUUCGUUUGUCAAUUGGAUCAAAUUCACCCAAAGAUUAUACCAUUGCAAUGAUUAAUCUGGAAAUUGUUUCUAAGCUUCAAAAGGGGUAUCAAUUAUUAGAUUUGAAAAAUGACAUUUUGAGAAAGAAAUAUGAUGGUUUAAAGUAUAAUUCACAAAGGCUAAAUAAGAUUGUCUACGAUCUAUCUCUUAGAAAUUUGAUAUCAUGCAAAGGUGAAGUUGUAUAAUUACAUAGUUUAACCUAUAAUCUAUUUUUAGUCGUUUUGCGUUGUUUUGUUUAACUAAAAGUAGUUACUUCACUACGGUGCUCGUAUCAUAUUGUUAGAGCCUUAACUCU